Messenger RNA from Coffea eugenioides, 1032 nucleotides. RefSeq names its product F-box/FBD/LRR-repeat protein At1g13570-like. The transcript is spliced from 3 exons. Gene Ontology annotation, molecular function: protein binding. NCBI's taxonomy places the organism in Eukaryota, Viridiplantae, Streptophyta, Magnoliopsida, Gentianales, Rubiaceae. The record is from RefSeq and is a predicted model, not a curated record. The coding region runs from base 1 to 1032 and encodes 343 amino acids.
AUGGAUGCAGCAGAAAUGAGUGCAGUAGAUAGACUAUCAAACCUUCCCAUAAAUGUCAUCCAAAAUAUCAUAGGAUGCAUGCCCAUUCGAGAUGCGGCAAGAACGAGUAUUUUGUCGAGCAAAUGGAGAUAUGUUUGGGCUGAAUAUCCAGAGCUUGUUCUUGACAAGCAAUUCUACACGGAGAUGGUGCGAAGCAAAUCACCGAUCCUCUUCCAACCCGAAUAUGUAAACAUAGUCAAUGGAAUACUUUUUCAACACCUUGGACCCAUUCUGAAAUUUGUUCUUGACAUUCCAGAAUUGCAGUCAUCUCGAUACUCCAAUAUUGAUCAGUGGUUGCUAUUUGUGUCAAGAAAGGAUGUCACAAAACUCACUCUUCAUAACAGAAGUCCUAAUCGUUACAAAGUACCAUCUUAUGCAUUCAGUGGUCCAAAACUUGCUCAUCUAAAUGUGACUGCGUGUAUUUUCAGUGCACCAAAGGGCUUAGAUGGCUGCAGAAAGCUCACUCACCUUUCUCUGACAUCAGUCACCUUCGAGUUCUCAGUCCUCAAUUUCCCUCAGCUUUUUCAAUUGAGCUUGCAAAGCUGUUCUGGAAUCCAUCUUUUAUCUAUAUCUGCUCCAUCACUUAAAGGUUUGAUUCUUCUGGGCAACGAUGGUCUGGACUUGAGCAAUUAUAUCACCUGCAAAGACCUAGUACUUGGUUAUUUCUAUUUGUUUCUGGUUUACACGGAUGAGAGUAAUCGGAUCAAAUUUGACGAGAAAACACUCCAGCACUUGAAAGAACCAGGUCUGAUGAAGGAAAGUUUGAAUGGACUCAAGACUGUGAUCAUUAGAAACUUUAAGGGUUCAACAGCUGAACUGUUUCUUGUUAAGCUUUUAUUAGCCUGCUCCCCGUCACUUGAAAGAAUGUGUAUUCAAGAGAACCAAGGCCUUGACCCAAUUGAAAGGUUGAACAUAUCAAAGGAGUUGAUGCAGUUUUCACGAGCAUCGCCCAAAGCAGAAAUGUUUUUCCGACCAUUUGGUUUUGAUUUCUGA